Molecule: messenger RNA, 8397 nt
Organism: Pseudonaja textilis
Lineage: Eukaryota; Metazoa; Chordata; Lepidosauria; Squamata; Elapidae
Source: RefSeq, a predicted model, not a curated record
UCCCCCCCACCCUCCGGCACCCCGAAACCAUGGAAGCGACUUCUCAGGGGAGCAGCCAGGUGCCUCCGAUCGCAACGACGCCCCCGCAGCCCGGCUUGAAAGAAGAGCUGCUGAGCCAAAGCAGCAGCGAGACGCAAAUCUCAAACACCAGCGGUGUGUCCUUGGGAGAGGCCAUUAGGCGGAGGUCUCUCAUGACUCAGGACCCAGAAGCCUGGUAUCGUCUUUGUGCUGAAACGGAUAUCAGCAAUCUCGUGGGUUGGAGGCCGGGCCAAACCCCAGGCGGCUGCAACGUAACAGAAUUUCCGACUAUGGAGGAAGGCCUGCUCACUCCCACCGUGAAUUUUAGAAGACCUCAAGCGUCUGGGAUGACCCACUCCCCCGUCCUGGAGAUGGCGGAUAGCCAACUUUCUCCCAACCUCCCACUGCUGACGACAAACGCCACUCAAGGCCAGACUUUCUUCAACGAGACCGUCUUUCAGCCGACAGGCUUGGAUUUUGCUCCCUUGAGGGCAACUCCGGAUGUUUCCACCACAGCCGCCGAGAGACCCUUGGCACAUUUGCUGAUCGGCCAAAGCGUGCAACUGGCAUCCCAAGAUGUUGGCCCAGAAUCCUCCCGGGAGGCAUCCCUCUCGCAGCAUCCCCUGGCUUUCAGCCUCACGGUUCCCAACAACACCACCCUGGGCAGCUGCUUAUCGCAACACCCUCUGAUUUUUCCUGAUUUGCCCGUACCUGCCCAGUCGGAGAAUCGGCCUAUGCUUCGUGCUGACCUUCGUGCCAAAACCCUGGACCCCAAGGAGGAGACUUCACGUCGGCCGCUUCCACCGACGUGGCCAAACCAACCCCUGGCCACGGAGCGUCUUCCGGACGAAAGUUGGAAAGCUACGCCCGGCCAGGAUUUGUUCCUUUUGGACAACAGCCUGCCAGCUCCUCUCCUCCUCGACUUGUUGGAUGACGAGAUGGGCUUACCCAAGCGCGGCGGCUUCUUAUCUUCCGAAGGUUCUUCUUGUAAAAGCGGCUCGGGAAAGGAUCCGGGAGAAAAUGAGCUUCAACGGCUGACGGUGAAUGUGGAUCUGUCAGAAAGCGCGCCCCAAUUGAUGCUAGAACCACGCCAGUCGAAAGGCCAAACCACGCCUCCCCCCGAGUUGGCCCGGCCCUUGACAGAGGCAGCGGGGAAGCCCUGGAGACGUGCCAGCGAUCCGGGAGCUUUCUCAGCAAACUUUUCUCCCGCCUUGGUGUCCUCCGGAGCUCAUCCGUUUAGUUCGCUGGAUUCUUCCGUGAUUCCCGAAAGAUCCCUGGCGCCGACUCACCAGCGGGCGGGCGAGAAAUUUCAAAGUGGGGCCGAAGAAGACCAACGAAAAUUGACACCGGCUCUGGUCGGGAAUAAACCUCGUGCUUCGUCAUCCUUCCAGCCGGUCCCGGCGGCCGCAGAUGUCAGGGAGCGGACGGACACCGGGAAAGACAUCCUAACCAGCGUGAGCCAAAACGAACUAACGCUCUCUGACGGGAACGUAGAGAGAGAGCACAGAUAUACGGGAAUCUCUCCUUUUGACGAGGCGUCCUUCGUUACACAUCUGGCUCACCCGAUUCAUCAUUCCACCCCUGGUUUUUGGACAACCAGAAGCUUGAACCGCGACGCGCCCGGCACGGCAUUCCCAUCCCGAUCAGGAUUCCAACGUCCUCUUUCUUGCUUGCACGAAGAGAUGUCAAAGACCUCGCAGGCCAAGGCGUGCAAUUCUUUGACGGUGGAGCCUCGUGGAAACCCUUGCUCGUUUCCCACGAAGGAGAGUUUUACGUCGCGUGGCGCCCCGGGCUUACCAAAUGAAAAGAGCGACGGUUUUACCGUUCUGCAGCCUCUGAAAGGCCGGAUUCAGUCCAUGCCUUCUCUGAAUUUCAUGGAGAAGGUGGGAGCGUGGCACCUGAGCUCUUCGGCUGAGAGACUGCCCGACGUGUCAGCAGUACCUGGUUUGGGUACCCCUGCACCUGGCUCUGGGGGCGUCUCCCCCAUGCGGAAGGCCUACAGCGCAAUCGCCGAUUCCUUGAACCGCAUCCUGCUCAAGCAGCAGAGUCUAGCUGACCUCAAAGCUGCCUCUUUUUAUGGGCCGAGCUCCAUGAUCGAUCUUCACAGCUCCCCAAAAGAGGUCCCUCCGCCUGCCUUGCCCUUUACCCGCUCGCAGUCGGAAACCUCGGUGAGCGCCCUCAGCCGCGAGAUUUCGAGGACGGACCUCGGGAGCGAAACCAGACCCAGUGAUGCUCUUCAGCGAGCGGACGUCUGCGCCAAUGUUUCAACGGACUCUCGGCUCAAGCCGACGGUCGCGGCGGAGGAAGCCGCCCUUCACCGAUGUUACAAAGCUGUGCCCGUCUUUGUAACGGCCUCCAGUGACGAGGAAAGUGUUAGUACGGGGAGCCAUUCGGAUCCCCUUAUUCGGAGCAGAAGGGUGGCCGAGCUCCUGCGAGGGGAAACCAGCUCGCUUGAGGGGAGCAAAGAAAAAUUGGGUGGCCCCCAAGAGAAGACGAGAGAAUUGUCGGGCUGCGGGUUUCGUGCCAGUCAAACGAGGAUGGAUUAUUUUCGAGAGCUUUCCCCGGAUCAUUUAAACCAAGGGACCGAUUCCAGAAUGGACAGCUGUACGGAUUUGAGGCUGUCGUCCAGACAGUCUUCCAGAUCUUCUCCGGCUUUGAACAAGUUGCAGAGCAGUUUGGAAGAGGAAUUGCAAGCUUCCAAUUACAGCGAGCUCAAUAUAGAUGAGAGAAUACCGGUGUACCUCCACAACCUGGGCAUUGAUCAGUCGCCUUCUUCGAUUCUGACUCCGUUCAUGCCUCGGGGACCCAUGCGAGAAAUUGAAUUCUCUCCGACGGAUCUCCGGACGUUGAAAGCAUCGUCGGAUUUAUCCCGCCUGCACCUUUCGGAAGACUCGCACUCUCCGAAAGACGCCACGCAGUUGACCUUCGACUCUUCGCUGCUGGGUGGACCCUCUCUGGCAGGAUCGACCGUUGUCUCUGACUCGUCACAACCUGCCAAGCCUUCUCCGCAACAGACCAGUGAUCUCCAGCUGAGCGGCUCUCCCUGGCACCCUUGUGCUGUCACAUCCCCGCGCACCACCUCUGUUCCCGAGUCCCAGUCUGCUCCCGGUUCAACCAAAGAGACUCAAGUCAUCCCAGGAUCUCCCUCCAGCUUGGAAAGAUCCACAACACGUCUGUCGUCGCCAGAGGACAAUUUAGACCCGGCCAAACUCGGCGCGAGUCGAGUAAAAUCCGGGUCUUCGUCUCAGGACCGUGAUGAGAAGCCUGCAAGCGAAGGAAUCCGAUCUUCGGGCACAAUUCCUGGUGGAGAGAGAGACGAUUCCUUCCCAAGGUCAAACAUCCCAGAAGAGAGUCAGAAGCUUCCAGCAGAGGUUGACUCCAGACCUUCCAGUACAAAAUUCAGAUCUCGUUUAUCCCUCUCUUCUUCUUCUUCCGGUUCGCUAAAACCAAUCGACCGCGACGAUUUAUCCGGAGAUCCUGGAUCGAUCCAGAGAAGCACGCUAGGCAUUCAAAGAGGCUGGUCGUGGGAUGAGGCCAUGGACAAGCAGGAGAUAACCGGUAGCUUAAAAUGGGAAGAUCUGCAGAGGGUGGACUUCUUCGCCGAGGAGCCAGCGGUAUCUCGAGAGCUCAGGCCGGGAUCCCAGAGAGCGAACGAAGACGGCGGGAGGAUGCAACCCCUUGCGCGAUCCGAUCCCGAAGGUUGCCCCAGGACGGCUGUGAAUCGGAAUCUCCCCAUUCCAACAGGCGGGUCUACAGAUAGUCAAGCAAGCCCUUCUUCUCCAACCCUCCAAGAGAUCCGGUCCGUUUCCAAUACGGACGACGUGUCUAAACUCUUGAGAGAUUUCCCGCGAGCCGAGCAGAAAGCGAACGGAAGUCAUCCGAAAGAGAUUGGCGGCUCGCAGGAAAGCGCCGAGAGCAGCAGCGUGGACUCUCUGGGCCUCAGAGUGAAGAAACUUCUCCAGUAUGGACAUCCUGCGAUGCACCGAACGCCUCGGAUGGAGGAGCGCGAUGGGUCCAGUGCGAAAGAGCCCUCUGUGUCGGGCACCGGCUCAGCGUUCCGCAGAGGGGACGUCGGUGCCCAAGGAAGCAAUAACGGGAGCAGCAUGGACUCGUUGGCGAUACGGGUCCAAACCCUCCUGGAGGAGGAGCAGCCUGUGCUGCAUGCAACUCAGAUACUCCGGAGCGUAGAGGAAGAAGAAGAGAAAGCCCGCGCCUGGGUGAAACUAAAACUGGCUACGGAGCCUCACUACUUCAUUCCUGAGCUGACCGAAGAAGACAGGCAGAUGAUAGAACGGAUGAAGAGAGAGCAGCUUUCGACUUCUGGAGAAACCGAACAUCUGGAGGUAAAACUCCAAACCUGGGUGAAACUAAAACUGGCUACGGAGCCUCACUACUUCAUUCCUGAGCUGACCGAAGAAGACAGGCAGAUGAUAGAACGGAUGAAGAGAGAGCAGCUUUCGACUUCUGGAGAAACCGAACAUCUGGAGAACCAGCAGUGGAGAAGCAGCUUCCGGAGACUUCCAAACGCCAACCCGGCUGCAACAGUAGAACCGGGCUCCUUGCAGAAGCCAAGAGACCACGACCUGCAAAUGGCCCUUCAGAAAUACGGUUUGCAGCUGGCCGAGUUCUCCGGGGAAAACAUGGAGGCUGCGACGGAUGGCGCCUUAACAGCCGAGCCGGAGGCCGAACUCUCCCACGGUGCCCAGAUUCCUGACUCCGGCCAACGGCAGCCACCUCCCAGUAACGCCUUGGACUCCAAAGCCCAUUCUCACCUUCCCUUGGAGGUGCAUUUCCAAGGGGCCUCGAAGGCCCCUGCGAAAGAGGACGGGAAUGUAGCAACCCCACUGGAUCUGUCCGAGAGCAGCACCUCCGUAGAAGCAGCUAUUCAAAUUACCUCUAUCACCUUCGCCUCUCGGAGGAGGUCGCCUUCUCCCGCUUCCCGCCCUCCCCGGACUCUCCUUGCCGACGUUCCCCCUCGCGAUCCCGUAUCUUUGGAAACCCGGUCCGUGAACCGGGAACGCCAGAAGUUGGGUGGCUCACAGCUGCCAAGUUACCAAGCUCGCCCUUCCGCCGGCGUCGCUUCCGCUCGCGCUUCAGAGAAGGACGUUGGAUCUCCACCCUUUGGGUCUACCAAGGUGGCCAGGGACGACCCCCGUCAAGAAGUUCUGGGUCCUUCCCUGGAGGGAUCCCCAAGAAGGGGUGCCGAGCUGAAGGACCUCGAUCGCCAGGCCCGCGAGGACGAGCAAGCUUCCGAUCCAGGUCUUGCCGAGCAGAGGCGAUACGCGAAAACGCUGGAUAAUAUUUACGCCGACGGAUCUAAAAUGGAAAGGCCGGUGGCGUCGCCUCCGCCGAAGACGGGUGAGGUGCGUCCCCAGAAUUGCUCGCCAACUGAGGCAGGAGGCGCUCCCAAGCCCCUUUUCCCCGAAGGCAAAGAAAAGACGCGGCGAAGAGAAGAUUUGUCUACUUCUGAUUCAUAUUUACACAAGCCCAGAAGCGGAGGCAGUGGGAGUACUUUGUUACAGUCGGCUUCCCUCGAUUGUAUUUCCACAGCUGUACCGGUGUCUCCUACGUCGCCCACCAGGAAAGCCCUUUCCGGUGUCCACCUUACUCUCUCUCCAAAGCGGGUGGAAUUGGACCUCUCGGGACCAGUGGAUAUUGGUCCGGAAGGGAGAGAGGUCGAGGUUCUUAAGCCAACCUCUUCAGGUGUUUCCGGUCUGUCCUUAGAAGCUACCUCCAAGCCCCUAGAAUCUAAGCGAAAGACUCAAGAAUCCUUCUACUUCCCCCGAGAGGCAUCCCCUCAAGAGGUUCCGAAGGGGGCUAGACCAGCCCUACCACACGCUCAAGAGCCCCGGGCAAGCCGAGAUCUCGGUGAAGUAGCCCCGUCCCCAAGAGACGCCGGGACUCGGUGUUGGAGUGCAAGGGACCGCUUGAAGGCUACGGCUUCUUCCCAAACCGAAUGGGGGUCUUCGGAUGCCAUCACUCAAAUCACAACCGAAAGCCCGGAGAAGACCACCUAUUCUGCCGAAAUCUUUGUCACAGCUGAGAAUGGAGAAGCUCCUUAUCCGAAGGGUCACAAAACCCCUGACGAGAUGAUGCUCUCCAAAAUCUCUGUUUCGGACGGACAAAGCGGAGAGAAGCCCUUGGUGUUGCCCUACAAACCUCCCGGCUGCUCCGAGGUGUAUUACGUUCCCUGUGGAAAAGGAACCUUAAAACUCUCACGGGUCCGGUCUGAGACCACUGUGGAGAGCUCCCAUUCAGGCUCCAACGACGCCGUCCCUCCGGAUUUCCCCCCGCAGGUCCUGGGUUCGAGGAAGGAUCAUCCUUCGGACAUGGCAAUCGUCAGACACAAAGAGGGCAUUUAUAGUAAGACGGCCGCUCCCAGGGUGGCCUGGAUGGAGGAGAAAGCGGGGGCAGCGGCACCGACGGUGGUCGGUCCCAGAGGUGGCCGGAAUCCCUCGGGAUCACUCCGAACUUCCCAGCCUGCCUAUGAAUCGGAUCAGCCUCCUCUGAAGUCGUUUUUGAAGGAUGAUCCAAAUCCCGCUCCCGGGAACAAGGCUUUGGGACAAGUGGAUGCGGCUUCUGGUGGGCCAGCUCCUUCCCCCCAAGAUUUACAGCCACGUAAGGGGAUCCUAGAGAGCAGCCCUUCCCCACGGUCCGCUCUGCACCCGUCCCAAAGGGACGAAUGCUUUAUCCCACUGACGGGUGAGGUAGAUUAUAGUUUCCUUGAGGAAAUAAAAUCCAAGCAGGCUUCCCGACGAGACUGGGCCGAGGCCCAAACGACGAGCUCGGGAAGAGCGAGCCAACUUCCUCCAGGAAGCCGGUCGAUUAAGGAGAAGUGGGUAGCGGAUCUGCCAAGGGGGCCAAGCACCCAUCGAAGCAGCCCUUUAGAUGUUCUUUGGGCCAAGUAUUUGGAGCGACAGAACCAGCAGCAGCAGCUGAAGCCCAUCGAAAGCAACCACAAAACUCAGCUCUCGCUGGUGGAGCGGCUGGACCGCCUGGCCCGCCUCCUGCAAAAUCCCCUCCGUCAUUCCCUGGCUCUUGCCCUGGAGGACCAGAAGGAGCCCAGGAGGAGAGCAGCCCGGCUAGGCAGCCCGCGAGGCAAAAAGAUGGCGGCCAGGAAGAAAGCAGCGUUGCGGCCCAGUGUGGAGACGUCGGAGGAAGCCCUGGUGGGUCCCCGUGGCGCCUGGCCGUCCAAAUCCCGGCACCCGAAAACCGGCCACGGCGGGGCUGUUGAACCCGGGGCUCGAAACCGGGACGGGGGCCCGGCCUCUGAGACGCCGAGCGAGACGUCUUCGGACCUGAGACCGAGGAGAGACGCCAGCGUGGCGACCGGCGUGACCUCCGAGUCCGAAGGGACUCGGCUCGAGACCGAAAGCGCCACGGCGACCGAGGGCAGCGAGUCGGCGUCGACCAUCAACACGGCCAGGUUGAUCCGGGCUUUCGGGCAGGAGCGAGUGGAGGUGUCUCCCAAACUCUCCCAGCUCUACAGCACCAUCGACUUGCAAAAGACGCGCUUGGAGAGCUGGCCCAAGCGGGGUAGGAGAGCCAAGGGGGAUGGCGGCGGCUACCCGAAAAUGGUUCACCUCGAACGAAAAGGGAACGAGGCCCAGCCCAGCCCGUCUUCCACGUCCUCCGAUUCCGCCUCGAGCCUCGGCAGUUCCCAUGGGCCGAGCCUGGCCCUGAGCAGCAAGCGGAUGUCCCAUAAGGCCGUCCAGGCAGGAGACUUUGAGAUUGUGAACAGCGCCACCAAGAAGCACACUCGCGACGUGGGCUUGACUUUCCCCACCCCGACUGCAAGCCAAGCCACGCUCCACGGAGGGUCGAGGAGCAGGGCAGAGCAGGGGCUGGCUCAGCACCAUGGGCUGUCGGCAGAAAGCGAGGAGCAGCAGAAGUGGCAGCCGGGCAGCUUUCUGGAAGGGAGGAGGCCCAGAAGGAGCCGGUCGCAGUGGACGCAAGGCGUGUCUUGGUUCGUCCCGGCAAGAGAUCUAAAACCAGAUGCCCUGGAAGAGGCCGGGGGUGGCUUCCCACCCGGCCCAGUCCUUGCCUGGUCCGAGCCCCCACCCAGAGGGAAGCCGUGGCGGGAACCUCUCCGCGAGCAGAACUGGCCGGAGCGUCUCGGGGGCCUCCAGGUGCGUCUGGCUGCUCCAGCAAGAGAUGUUGAGAAUGAGCCUCCCUCCCUUUUGGGGAAAAUGACCCUGCAGGAAUCUCUCGCAAUGCACCGUCCGGAUUUCAUUUCGAGCUCCGGCGAACGUCUGAAGCGCCUCAAGCUGCUCACGGAAGAAAGGAAGCUGCAGAGCGUCUUCCAGGAGGAGAGGGAACAAUUGUUUAACCCCCCCGAGGCGAUGCGUUGCGGGAACAUAGGGGGUCUUGCUGACCGAG